AUGUGUGUACUAGCCACUGAGGUUGUUUUGCAGACCUACCUGGCGGUAGUCGAGUGGGAUGGUUUGGAUGAACAACACUGUCUUAUUGCGCCCACAGAACAUGCAUGUUCAAGUAUCCAACUAGACGAGAAUGUUUGGGAUGAGAUGCGGAUAUGGAGAAAAGGAUUGGUGGCGAUGUGGCGUGAAAGCGGACAAGAUUGCUUAUUCUUGGAAAUGUCACGAAAUGUUGCUUACGGUGCACAUCUUGUCAUAGAAUGCGUUCCCGUACCUGUCGAAGUCGGCGGCACAGCACCAAUCUAUUUUAAGCUGGUUGACAUGGGGGUGAUUGAGGUACGACAUGUCUAUCAGCUCUCCGAAUACGACGCCAGUCCGUCUUCACUCAUGAAGUUCGUUAAGCGGGGUCGCGGCGACCUUUACGCCGAAUUCGGUAAAGCAAUAAUGGAGUGUGAGGAGGAUUAUGCACAUAACAAGAAGUUGAUCGAAAUUAAAGAUCUACGGCGACAAAUUCCAAGAAAUUUCAGUUAUUUUGCCGUCGAUUUCGGUCUCAAUAAUGGCUACGCUCAUGUAAUAGAAAAUAUGCAAAGCUUCCCUUCUUCCUUUGCUCAUGAGAUCAUUGCUGGCAUGUUGGACCUACCUCCUAGCAAAUGGCGGAAGAAAAAGGCGCAAACCUACUCUGAGCUGAAGGCAAAGUGCGAUGCUAUGAAGGCUGCUUGGGAACCGUAUGACUGGACAAAGAGGAUAGAUAGAACGAAUCGCUGA
This is a messenger RNA of Angiostrongylus costaricensis, 759 nucleotides long. The record is from the annotation of a GenBank genome assembly. NCBI's taxonomy places the organism in Eukaryota, Metazoa, Nematoda, Chromadorea, Rhabditida, Metastrongylidae.